Molecule: messenger RNA, 2552 nt
Organism: Rhinolophus ferrumequinum (greater horseshoe bat)
Lineage: Eukaryota; Metazoa; Chordata; Mammalia; Chiroptera; Rhinolophidae
Gene: CORO6
Product: coronin 6
Exons: 12
Coding region: 307-1845 (512 amino acids)
Biological process (GO): cell migration; actin filament organization
Molecular function (GO): actin filament binding
Source: RefSeq, a predicted model, not a curated record
CGCCCCCUGCCUGGGCCCCGCCUCCGCAGGUUGAUGGCAGCGGCAGCUGGGACUGCAGCGGCGCCUGGCCCCGGAGAGCCGCAAGCAGCGGCCGGAGCGCGCGGCCGAACACCCGGGCUUCAGACGCCGCGGACGCCCACAGAGACAGUUCCAGCGCCCUUACUCCUCUCGGCCCCAGCGCGCCCGCAGCCCCCUCCGCAGAGGAGUCCCAGCGUGAGCGCCCCUCGGCCCGCUCAGGACCAGCUCACAGGACUAAGGACCAAAGGCAUUUCUGGGCACUGAGACCCUCCAUCUCUGCCCCCAGCCAUGAGCCGGCGCGUGGUUCGGCAGAGCAAGUUCCGCCAUGUGUUUGGACAGGCAGCAAAGGCUGACCAGGCCUACGAGGACAUCCGUGUGUCCAAGGUCACGUGGGACAGCUCCUUCUGUGCCGUCAACCCCAAAUUCCUCGCCAUUAUUGUGGAGGCUGGAGGUGGAGGUGCUUUCAUCGUCCUGCCUCUGGCCAAGACAGGGCGCGUGGAUAAGAACUACCCACUGGUCACUGGGCACACGGCCCCUGUGCUGGACAUUGACUGGUGCCCACACAAUGACAACGUCAUCGCCAGUGCCUCAGAUGACACCACCAUCAUGGUGUGGCAGAUUCCAGACUAUACGCCUAUGCGCAACAUCACAGAACCCAUCAUCACGCUCGAAGGCCACUCCAAGCGCGUGGGCAUCCUCUCCUGGCACCCCACUGCCCGGAAUGUCCUGCUCAGUGCAGGUGGUGACAAUGUGAUCAUCAUCUGGAACGUGGGCACUGGAGAGGUGCUCCUGAGUCUGGACGACAUGCACCCGGAUGUCAUCCACAGCGUGUGCUGGAACAACAAUGGCAGCCUGCUAGCCACCACCUGCAAGGACAAGACCCUGCGCGUUGUCGACCCCCGCAAGGGCCAGGUGGUGGCGGAGCGAGCCCGGCCUCACGAGGGCGCCCGCCCGCUGCGGGCCGUCUUCACCGCAGACGGGAAGCUACUCAGCACCGGCUUCAGCAGGAUGAGUGAGCGGCAACUCGCGCUCUGGGACCCGGAGAGGUUUGCGGCCCACGAGGGGAUGAGGCCCAUGCGGGCCGUCUUCACACGCCAGGGUCAUAUCUUCACCACGGGCUUCACCCGCAUGAGCCAGCGAGAGCUGGGCCUGUGGGACCCGAACAACUUUGAGGAGCCAGUGGCACUGCAGGAGAUGGACACAAGCAACGGGGUCCUACUGCCCUUCUACGAUCCGGACUCCAGCAUCAUCUACCUGUGCGGCAAGGGCGACAGCAGCAUUCGGUACUUUGAGAUUACUGACGAAGCACCUUUUGUGCACUACCUGAACACGUUCAGCAGCAAGGAGCCGCAGAGGGGCAUGGGUUUCAUGCCCAAGAGGGGGCUGGAUGUCAGCAAAUGCGAGAUCGCCCGGUUAUACAAGUUGCACGAAAGAAAGUGUGAACCCAUCAUUAUGACUGUACCACGCAAGUCAGACUUGUUCCAGGAUGACCUAUACCCAGACACACCCGGCCCGGAGCCAGCCCUAGAGGCAGACGAAUGGCUGUCAGGUCAGGACGCGGAACCCGUGCUCAUUUCACUGAGGGAUGGUUACGUACCCCCCAAGCAUCGCGAGCUCCGGGUCACCAAACGCAACAUCCUGGACGCGCGACCGCCCUCCGGCACCCGCCGCAGCCAGUCGGCCAGUGACGCCCCCUUGUCGCAGCAGCACACCCUGGAGGCGCUGCUGGGGGAGAUCAAGGCCCUUCGGGAGCAGGUGCAGGCCCAGGAGCAACGCAUCACGGCCCUGGAGAACAUGCUGUGCGAGCUGGUGGACGGCACGGACUAGCGCGGCGCGCUGGGGACCGUUCCGAGUCUGGAAGGCAAGGCUAGCCGGUCGUACGGACUCGGCCCGUCCCGGGUUUUGGUCGGGAACUCCUGACCCUACCUCUCCAGGCUGGAGCCGGGGAUAGGACUGGGAAGGGAACUCGGCCGGCCCCUCAUGAGAGGCCUGGACAAACGCAGCGUCGCAGAGACGCACGUCUGUCUGGCGCCCACCCGACAGCGUUCCUCGUCCAGGACUCAGCAGGAGCUGGCCUUGGGAGGCCCGAGGUGACGGGCCUCUGCAAUGGUGCUGCUUGGCGAGGCGAUGUCCCCGCUGUCUCCCACCCAGGGCAGGGAAAGUGCUUAGUAUUAGCUCGAUGCUUGGGGAUAUGCGGGAGCUUGGGCUUGACCUCAAACAGGUGGCAAUUUGACUGAUGUCCCCAGACUGGCUGGGGAAAAUUACAAGGCUUCUCCCUGUAAUCAGCUCGUUUGAUUCCACCACCCUGAGUGGUAAACUGGAUGGGCGUCACCCUAAUUCUACAGACAUACACAACCCGUUGGCUGUAGAGUCGGACUUACUGGCUAUGCCCAGCAGGGGGCUCUCUUCCUUCUUCCCAUCCGCAGAGGAGAGGGUGGCUUCCUGCGGCACCCACUACCGGAGAACUAACAGAACUGGCCUGAGGAAGCAGGUACACACGUACACAGACACAGACACACACACACACACACACA